AUGGCAACCAAAGUGUAUAUUGUGUACUAUUCCAUGUAUGGACAUGUAGAGAAACUGGCAGAAGAGAUUAAGAAAGGAGCUUCAUCUGUUGAAGGUGUUGAGGCCCAAUUAUGGCAGGUUCCUGAGACACUGCCAGAAGAGGUGCUUGGAAAGAUGAGUGCACCACCAAAGAGUGAUGUACCAAUCAUUACACCUAGUGAACUUGCUGAAGCUGAUGGCUUUGUCUUUGGAUUCCCAACAAGAUUUGGAAUGAUGGCCGCCCAAUUCAAAGCUUUUCUGGAUGCAACUGGGGGUCUAUGGAAAUCUCAGCAACUUGCCGGCAAGCCCGCUGGAAUCUUCUUUAGCACUGGAUCCCAAGGUGGUGGCCAAGAGACCACAGCUUUGACUGCUGUUACCCAACUCGUUCACCACGGGAUGAUAUUCGUUCCCAUUGGCUACACAUUUGGUGCUGGCAUGUUUGAGAUGGAGAAGGUGAAAGGUGGAAGUCCUUAUGGUGCAGGAACCUUGGCUGGGGAUGGGUCAAGACAGCCAACUGAGCUUGAAUUGCAGCAGGCUUUCCACCAGGGCAAGCACAUCGCUGCCAUCACAAAGAAGCUCAAGGGAGGUGCUUAA
This is a messenger RNA of Dovyalis caffra, 612 nucleotides long. Lineage: Eukaryota; Viridiplantae; Streptophyta; Magnoliopsida; Malpighiales; Salicaceae. The record is from the annotation of a GenBank genome assembly.